Molecule: messenger RNA, 922 nt
Organism: Plasmodium vivax (malaria parasite P. vivax)
Lineage: Eukaryota; Apicomplexa; Aconoidasida; Haemosporida; Plasmodiidae
Exons: 1
Coding region: 34-534 (166 amino acids)
Source: RefSeq, a predicted model, not a curated record
AACGAACGAGCCAUUGCUAUUUUGUAGGGAGCGAUGGGAUAUUUUUUGCAAAUGCCGGCGUUGCUUAAGGGAAAGAGGCUCUUCUGCCAUGAGGAAGUCGUAAUGCUUUUCUACAGGGCAGUUACUCCUUAUCAUUUUUUUAAACUUCAUUUGUGGCAUCAUUUCAUGCAAAGAAAUGAAGAUGCUCACUUGGGGCUUCUUUACCCCUUUGUUAAUGGGCAAAGAAGAGGAACCGCGUAUAAAAAUUUGCCCUGUUAUUUCGGCAGUUGUAGAGGGGAACCUUUAUACGCUCCCAUUCUCCAAAGAGGGGAAAGCUCAUUUAAAACCUGGUGCGAACCACUGGUAUGCCGCCCUGUUAGAGCCAUUUUAGGACCCUCGAAAGGGGUACACAUAAUAUGGUAUUCCUUAACUGUUCUGGAAAAAAAAAAAGGGGGCCUAUAUUUCUUGUCCUAUGAUGAACUACGAAUUGGGGUUUCUACCAAACGGGCAGAAGAAUCGGUUGGGGGGGGUUCCAUUUACAGCAAAGCGAAUUGAUGGGCACUCCUUCAUUUGAAGCGGUUUUUCAUUUGUAGCGGUUUUUCAUUUGUAGCGGUUUUCCUUUGGGGGUGGUUCCUCAGAAAUGAGAAAAACGGAGCGCCUUGUGUUGCGUGUGGAGGACCACCCAAUUUAUGUAUUCCCCUUUUACGCUUUCCAUAGCUUUUGCCAAAACGGGUGUGCCUCUUGGGGCAGCGUUUUCGCUCCUUAGGGGAUGUUUCCCUCUUGAGAAACGGCAUUAAAAGGAGAGAGGCGCCGGUACAAUCGUAUACGUUUGGAAGGUGGGCCACCUCACGGCGGCAGUAAAAUGGAAGGCAUAUAGAUAUGUAUAAAUAUAUGCAUAUGUGUACCCCCCCUGCCUUCAAAGCUUGCCUUCCUUUUUUAAAAU